AUGAAUCUAAUAAGAAGGGGAAUAAAUCUUUUAGCUUCAAGUAUUAGGACACAAUGUUAUCAGAUACCAGCUGUAAGCCAGCGUGUCUCGCCUGCGGCGGAGGGCACUGGGACGCCGCUGGGCUUGUUCAGCCGCGCCAUGGCCACGCUGGCGCAGAUGCAUCGAUUAGGGCCGCACAAGAAGAACAGGAAGUCCAGGAACCCUCUUAACGGGAACCCAUUCGCUAAAGGCGUGGUACUAAAGACAUUGAUAAGAAAGCCAAAGAAGCCGAACUCCGCGAACCGCAAGUGCGUGUUGGCGCGACUCUCCAACGGCAAGGAGAUGAUCGCGUACGUGCCCGGCAUCGGACACAACCUGCAGGAGCACAACAUCGUGCUCGUCCGCGUCGGCAGAGUGAAGGACUGUCCGGGCGUGAAGCUAAAGUGCGUGCGCGGCAAGUUCGACUUGUCGCACGUCGUCAAACAGAAGCAGUAGCCUAACUCUGUACGGUACCAUUAUCUUUAGCAUUUCUAUAGUAAUUAUAACAAUUUAGAGUAAGGAAA
Molecule: messenger RNA, 542 nt
Organism: Papilio polytes (common Mormon)
Lineage: Eukaryota; Metazoa; Arthropoda; Insecta; Lepidoptera; Papilionidae
Gene: mRpS12
Product: 40S ribosomal protein S12, mitochondrial
Exons: 4
Coding region: 1-474 (157 amino acids)
Biological process (GO): translation
Cellular component (GO): small ribosomal subunit; ribosome
Molecular function (GO): structural constituent of ribosome
Source: RefSeq, a predicted model, not a curated record